ACUCUCACCAAUCCCAAGCGUCUUGCUAUACACUUUUUUUGAGAGGUUUUCUUGAACUUUUCUUUUUUCCUCUGUUGUAAAUGCAGUCCAUCUCUGAAAUCUCAUCUUCUUCACCAUCACAGACUGAAGCCUCUCCCUCACCUCUAAGAAUCCAAGUGGUUCCCAAGCCCGUCUCGGACCGACUUCUUGUGAAAUUCUCAGAUGUAUCAGAGUUUGAUUUUGAUUAUUCACAGAGUAGAUUGUGGUCUCCUCCACUCAGAAGAAGUGUGUUCUUGAGCUCACCAUCUGGGCAUAUUAUAUUCACUGAACAAGAAAUGCUUGCCAAGCUUAAUGCUUUGGAGGAUCGCCGGAGAAGAAGAUACAGACUCUGCUUUGACGCAUUUUGGUGCUCUCCAAGAGGAUGUUGAUGCCAGGAUUGUCUAUAUCAUGAACGGUUAUUUUUGGUCAGAUUGAAAGCAAUACUGAAAUGACCCAAAUUUUGUUAUCCUUUUCUUCACUGGUUGAAUUUUAAUUGUCCAUGUUUGUAAGCAAUAUAUAGAGAAUACAUGUAUGUAUAUGAUUGUCCAUUUGUGCCUCUCCUUAGCUUUCUCUUUUCCCCUUUCCUUUUGGCUUGCAAAUAUAUAUAUAUAUAUAUAGAUAUAUAUAUUUUCAACGGGUAUGAAGGAAAAAAUGAGAAGGCCGAUGGGGAAAGUUGUGUAAUGCAAUGGUGAGACUCGAAGUUGGACAUGAAGUUGGCAAAAUGAGGGUUUCAUCAAACAAACCAACCACUUGGUUUCAGGCUUGUAAGAUUGGAUUCAGCACAUUUCAAGCUAAAUUACUAAAAAUAGGGAUGUAGGCUACAGUUUCCA
Molecule: messenger RNA, 848 nt
Organism: Camellia sinensis
Lineage: Eukaryota; Viridiplantae; Streptophyta; Magnoliopsida; Ericales; Theaceae
Source: RefSeq, a predicted model, not a curated record